Molecule: messenger RNA, 7879 nt
Organism: Camelus dromedarius (Arabian camel)
Lineage: Eukaryota; Metazoa; Chordata; Mammalia; Artiodactyla; Camelidae
Gene: MTX3
Product: metaxin 3
Exons: 9
Coding region: 16-951 (311 amino acids)
Biological process (GO): mitochondrion organization
Cellular component (GO): SAM complex; cytoplasm
Source: RefSeq, a predicted model, not a curated record
GCCGGCGCCGGCAAGAUGGCGGCCCCCUUGGAGCUCAGUUGCUGGGGAGGCGGCUGGGGGCUCCCGUCGGUGCACAGCGAGUCCCUGGUGGUGAUGGCUUACGCCAAAUUUUCUGGUGCACCCCUGAAAGUCAAUGUCAUAGAUAACACCUGGAGAGGUUCAAGAGGAGAUGUACCAGUUUUGACAAGUGAAGACAAUAUUGUUUCUCAGCCAGCAAAAAUACUAAACUUUUUAAGAAAACAGAAAUAUAAUGCUGAUUAUGAGCUCUCAGCAAAACAAGGGGCAGAUACACUGGCUUACAUUGCUCUCCUUGAAGAGAAGCUUCUUCCUGCAAUGCUUCACACAUUCUGGGUUGAGAGUGACAAUUACUUUUCUGUGACAAAGCCAUGGUUUGCAUCACAAAUUCCUUUUCCCUUGAGUUUGAUCCUACCUGGAAGAAUGUCUAAGGGAGCACUGAACAGGAUUCUCCUGACCAGAGGAGAGCCCCCGCUCUACCACCUCCGAGAAGUAGAAGCUCAGAUAUACAGAGAUGCCAAGGAGUGCCUAAAUCUUCUGUCAAACAGAUUGGGAACAUCUCAGUUUUUCUUUGGAGAUACGCCUUCAACCUUGGAUGCCUACGUGUUUGGUUUCCUGGCACCUCUUUAUAAAGUACCCUUUCCUAAAGUUCAGUUACAAGAACACUUGAAACAGCUCUCCAACCUGUGUCGCUUUUGUGAUGACAUCCUAAACAGUUAUUUUAGGCUUAGUCUUGAAGGCAUCUCUCCUGCUGGACAAGAAACGGUAGAUGCAAAUCUGCAGAAACUCACACAGCUUGUAAAUAAGGAGUCCAACUUGAUUGAAAAGAUGGAUGACAAUCUUCGCCAAAGCCCUCAGCUUCCUCCUCGGAAACUGCCAACACUUAAACUGACUCCAGCAGAUGAAGAAAGUAAUUCCUUACGACUGUCACCCUGACAGUCAUCAUGCUUUGUAUCCAAAGUUGUAUAAUUGUUGCAGUAAUCUCACUAAGUGUGCGAGGGCAAACAAGAAAAUGUCAUAAAUGGGUAUAAGGAAGACUCUAAAACAAAAGGAACUUUCUAUGACAGCAAUUUCUUUUUAGCUAGGAAGCUUGUGUUUUAGCUUGGCAAUGCACUUUAACUAACAUCAACGUGAAUGUUAAAUGAACUUGGGGAAAAAAGAAAACACAUUGUACUGUAUAUAAAAAAUCUGCCUUAACCUCGGCAGAUUUUUGUCUUUGGUUCACAUUUGCUGGCCAAAAGCUCCACUUCUGUUCUGAAUGUGCACUCUUAAUUUAUUCAAGUUAAUUUAUUAAUUUAGUUUCCUUAGCCCAGUUUGAAUAUCUAAUCUGUGGCUCUUGGGCUGAGGCCUUUUUCUUCUGGUUAGAAAUCUGAUGCCUAUUUUAGACAUUAGGAAAAGUAUAUUAUUCUAAUAUUCUAUUUACUUCAAUAGAAAAGCCUGUAUUUAACUUUAAAAAGCAACAAGGAAUGUGUUUUUAAAUUACGCUCUCAUAAGUCUAAUCUUUUGGGGAAAUAUAUAAAUAUUAAAGGUGGUUACAUACACUAUUUGUCUGACUAUAUGCACUUCAAUAUAGCAGUAUUUGCUGAUGAGUUCAAUAUAGGUGAGCAAGGGCUCUUUUAAUUUAUUGGAGCUUUACACCUGUGUAUUCGUAGUACAUCUUUAACUCUAGUCAUCUCUUUCUUGGACUGAUUUCAGGAGAGCUGAAUGUGUUGGUCAUUGUCACUAUGCCAGGCUGUAAAGUCUCACUGAAACUUGCCCAGGUGUUAGAUACCUCGCAGGAGGGGCCCACCGACAGAGUAAUAGAUGUACCUACUGUGCGCCUGGUCCGAGUUCACCGUGCUUGGGUCAGACCAGUGUUCUUUCAUAAGAAACAUAUCAUGUGGUCAAAAGCUUUAUGACAACUAAUUAUUUUCCAUAUAAUUUAACUACAGUGGAAGGAUCCAAUGGAAUAAUUGGAAAUAGCAGUUGAUUUUUAAGAACAUUUUCUAUGUAUUGGUUGCUGAAUGGUUAAAGGAUUUGCUGUGCAGGUAAUUUUUACUUAUAAUAGAAUCUUACUUAUUUUAGUGGCUGAGGUGCUGCUGUUGUCCUAAAACCACUUCUGGGUUUUUUUAAAUACAGGACCAUGUUUUUGAUUAGUGUCUUAAAAGACAACUAUGGUGCUCAGCAAAUCUUAUCACAUCCUGCAGAAACCCCCAGGUUAAGAAAACAGCUUUGUAGUCAAGAGAUUUGUCUAAUUUGAGCUAAGUUGAGCUCAGCUUUGACCUGUAUCUCUCAAUUUGUUCCGUAUCUAGGUAGCUAUUUAUACAAGAGUCUUUAAGUCACUGUAAAUAUUUUUUCUUGAAGGUUUUAAUUAAAUGUGAAACGUGGUAGUGUUCAAAAUCUUGUUCAUCUGUUUGGAUGCAUUGAGGGAAAGUAACUCAUGAGUUUCACAUUACUUCUGCAACAGGUGGGAAAGGGUGUGUGUUACGUGUUAGACUUCUAUUGGAUCCCAGCAAUUGGAAAUCUGUAUGAAUAUUCUAUGUUGGAAAUUAUGACCGCAGGACUUUAUUGUCCUCUUGGAAUUGAUGUAUCUUGGAGAAGGGUGGUUAGCACGUUAAUCAGACAUCUGUUUAUGCUUUAGUCAGGGUUAGUUGUUUUCAAUUAUGAUUUCUAUUAAAACUUCCAAAAAGCAUUUGAAGUGGCUUAUGAUUGUCAAACACGUGUAAAACAGGAUGACUAAAAUUAUUUUUUGAAAAAAUAAAAAAUGUGUUGGAGAGAGAACUAUAAUAGACCUAGCAGGUUCUAAAAUCAAGUGGUAAAUUUAACUCCGAGUUUCUCCAUGGGCAAAGUCAAAAGAUUAUACUGGGUUAUGUAAAUUUUUCUGUCCGCAAAACUACUAAUACCCAUGAGUAAGAAAACUGUUUUUACAUUUUUAUAAGAAUGUGGGAGAUUGUGUUCUUGUGACACAAAGAUGCAGCCAGUUAAGCAUACUGUCAUGUUUGCUGUGUUGGAAGUUUAAUCAAAAGAUGCCAUUUUAGGAUAACAAGUAUUUGUCAUUUUUUUAGUAGAGAAGACAACUGUAAGUAUGAUUUAUUUCCUUUUGGUCAUUCCUGCUUUGAACUGCCUUUAGAUGUAUACUGUAUGGGCCAUGAUGCUUCCAGACUACCUUUCCUAAGAUGCAAAAUAUGAUUUAGAUAAGUAAGACCUGAUAUGUUGGGUUACUUAGUUGACCUUGGUAUAAGCCAACGAGAUGCCCAGAAGCUAUCAUCGCACACACCACUCCAGGGACCAGCCACACAUAUAGGAAGCUCUUGGAAAGAAACAGCUUUCUAGAUAGGGCAGAGAGCUUGUGAUCAACCUGUCAGGAUCUGCUAUGGAUAAUUUGCUGAGAUAAAUGGUCCACAGUCUUUAAAGACUGUGAGCAACUUUCUUUUGGACGUGAUGGUGGAGAAUAAUAUGAUAAAAGGGACUAUGUUUGUGUUUGUAUUUCUUGGCAUUAUAGGAUUAGAAAAUAGGUCAGAUAAAGUAAAGAUCUUCCAUCCACAAACUCAUCGGUCAUCCAUAAGCCUGACCAUUCUCGUAAUACCAAAGAAACUAUAAAGAAUAUUGAGGAUAGUCAUUCCUACACACUGUUUUUUUUUUCCUCUAAAAGGUUGGCAUUAACAAAUGAAUCAAAUUUCAACCUAGGUAUAUUUGUAUUAUUUUUUGAGUGCUAGAGGAUUGGUGAUUCCACAUUAAAUCCAAAGCAUUUUGAUUUCCAUUUGUAACUUCUGUUCAUUUAAUAUUGCUUGAUAUAUUAACAUGAAAGAACAGGGAAGCUUAUUUCAGAGUGCUAAGUUACAAUUUUCAGAAGCCUGCAAGAUGGAAAACUAGACAUCGAAAGAGGCAGAAAUUGGUUAACAGUGAUAGUAUCUGAGAAAACCAAGUUUUAGAGGCAGCAUCUUGUGAAAAAAGUGGUAAAGUUGGUAGUAUGUUUUCUUAGAGCCUCUUCCAGGAAUAGACAUUUACGAGGUCUAUCAGAUUUUUUGACAGUUUUUCAUAAACUGUCAAAAAUUUUCUCUCUCUCAAACCAGAAUAUAAAUGCUUAAAUGUAAAGAUAAGAAGCUGAAUGAUGGUUACAUAGGACCACUCUGUACUAUUUUUGGAACUUCUUGUGAGUCUGUAAUUAUUUCAAAAUAAAAGGGUUUUAAAAAUAAAUUCAUUAGAGUAAAUUUAUCACUAUCUACAUAAGUUAUGAUUUAAAAUUUAAUGCUUCAAAUAUAGUAUUCAGUUCCAGAUGAAUAAAUACAUAAUAUAACUUAAAUAUAAUUUAUUUCAUUUUUGAGUUUAAAGGAAAAAGAAACUCAGGUUUGUAACAAAUGAUUAUGUAAAGAUCUAUUUUGCCUUGUCAGCAAAGAAAAAACAAGCUAGAACCAAGAACCCCUUUACCCUAGGAUAUAAAAAAAUUCUAUGAUUUUAUAUUUGUAAUUACGUCUUUUUCUUCCUGCGGUACCUGGGUUUACUUUUGAGGAUAAAUGUUUUGAGAAGAGCCCUUCUGUGUCUCUGUGUGGCAGUCCCUCUUUGCUGUGCACGUGUUCUCCAACUACAUAGCGCACGAAAUGCACUCUAGGACCACGCUUUAAUGAAGAAGGCUAGGCAUGUCUGCAUGCUUUUUAUUUUAAGCUCAUAGGGAUUCAGUGAUUGACUUUGUCUUGGUUGUUUAUAUAAUUAAAGUCCUGAGCAGAGCCACAUAGUGUAUUUUGGGUUGUGAUGGUGGUCUUUUGUGUAUGUUGUUCGCAUUAGUAAUUAUCUUUUGCCUUUUUUCUUAUUCAGCUCUGUGGAAUUUACAUCUACUUUUCACUGUUUUUGUAUUUCUUAAACAGAUUGUUAGGAAAUUUGCUAGUUACAUGAAUCAAAGAUCAGUAAUCCUAGCCUCAAAGGUUUUAUUGAAAUUUCAUGAGAUCUUCAAAAUGUUGAUUUUCACAGAGAUAUAAAGAUGGAGUUUUUUGUUUUUAAAGGAUUUGCAAAAUAAUUUAGCCCCAAACUCUUCUUGGGAAAUAAUAUUUGUUAGAAACCUGAGUUACCUGCCCUAGGCUUAAAAUUCUUGUGAUUGAGGUGGAGAGGUACUCUCAGAAUAAAAAAGCAUACAAAAAUUGUUUGUUGCAGAUGAGGAGUCCAGUGAUUACUGAUGAGAAUUAACAUUUUUGAGCAAUGAUGUAAGAAAGGGUAACUUUGAGUUGGAUGUUUGUAAAUAGAGGGUGAGUGUUACAAUAGAAGACUAUUCAGAGCAAAACAAAGUAGCUUCUAUAGAAAAAAAAAUACAGGAAAGUAAGUCUUUUUGUAUGCUCAUUAUUAAUUUGAAAUUAUAUUGUAAGAUUUUUUAAAAUUAUCUUUUCGUUUCUUGGAGAAGCAGUUCAAGAUAUAUCUUGGCAAAAUAUAUUUUGUAUUAUUAUGUAGAGGGUUAUGUGGUCAGGUAAGUUUGGGAAAUGCUGGGUUGGACAAAGUUAAGUUACUGUGGGCUUUUCAGGACCUUGGAUAUGCUGUGGUGUGGUUUCAAACUCUAAGAAGGGCCUGUAUUUUAUAUGCCAUUUCCCUAAUUUAUUUUUAUGUGGAUUUUUUUUUUAAGUAGGUGUCAUGUGAGAUUUUUGUCCUGGGAAAUACACUUAGGGAAAUGCUGCCCUAGAGUGUUUUUGCUUGUUUGUGCUCAUUGCAAAGGUUUCCUGUUGUUGGCUGCCCCUCUAGUGAGUGGUGAUAAAAUGGGAAGAGACAGGUUAGGAAUCCCUUAGACCAUGGAGUUGAUGGAGGAGUCACUGAGGUUUAAUUAAGUUGCUUGUUUAGGCACAUGAGGUCACAUGUUGGUCAGUCCAGCCUCUUUCCCUAGAAUCCCAGGUGGCUUGGAAGAGCUGUACAGAGGUGUGGACCGCUGGUUUCAGAGAACUAACCACUUCUUAGGCAUCUAUCAAACAGAGGGAACCAACUUGGAAUUCUAGAACAAUUUUCCAAACUGUUUUUGGUUAUACUUUAAAAGUGACAAAAAGAUUUCAUGUAUAACUGAAAAAUUGUGCUUCACAAUGGAAUUUGAUACAACAUUGUGAAAUGACUAUAACUCAAUUAAAAAAAAGUUAAAAAAAAGAAAAUUCACUCAUCAAACUAAUCACAGUUCCCUAUAAAUAUUAUAUCCGACAAAACUCUAGGGAUACAUAUGGUUUUGCAACCUUCACUGCACAAGGUCGUAGAUAACACUGUGUUAAAUAUAUAGUUCAUAGCUGCAUUCACUUUGUAUUCUUUGUGACAUUUUAUUGGCUCUCAUGCUGUUAUUGGUAAUAGGGUAAUGUCCACAGAACCAAAAAUGGCAAAAGAGUUUUUCUUCCAUUACCUGUGCUUUUUCCUUUUUUAAAAUAAGAAAAUCAUAAGAAGAGCACAGUAGGAAGGUGUCUCCAGUUCAAAUUAAGAAUCAAAUAUUGUAGCCAACAAAGGAGAGUUUUUAAAAAACAGUUCUGUGUUUUUAUAUAGAAAACUGUUGUAUUUUUUGAAACUUGUAAUUAUGUGAAGUGAUGGAUAUUAAGUAAGCAUUAUGGCAAUCAUUUUGCUAUAGACACAUAUAUUGAAUAAUUAUGUUGUAUAACUUAAACUAUUACAAUGUUACAUAUCAAUUAUAUAUGAAUAAAAUGGGAAAAUAUUUAAAAAAAUAAAAGUGACAAAAGGCAAUGGUAUUUGUAGCACUAACGUCACAUACAAGCUGGUCAUUAUAUACACACAGUGUCAUAGAAAGUUACAGUUGCUUUGGUGACAAAAGCAAAGGAAAUUUAAUAUUUUCAAGAUCUGUUACUGAAGAUAUGGCCUAAAUGAGGAUUGUAUGUUUAUGUGUGCAUUUUCUAAGAUGAGGGUUUAGAGUUUUUUUUAUUAAACUCUCAGCUGUUUUUAUAUCCUAAAAAACUUAAACCUCACUAGACCUCCAAAUUUUAGAAGACUAAAUAUGUCUGAUUUCAUUUCAAAGUAUGAAACCAGUUCACAAAUCAAGUGUAAGGAUGCUCUUUGUUUUCUGCAAUGUAUACUGUUGCAUAUUUGGAAAUGCAUGCUUUGAAUGUGUAUUUGAUAGAAAGCUUGCCUUUGGGUUUGAGUUGUGGUGUAAUGGUGAACAUCUCGCCAUGUGAAAAGCAGUUGGAUCUUUGUUCUGAUCCUUUAGAUUUCCUCAUGCAAAUUCGGAGAAAUGCCUUUUAAUCAUUGAGUUUACAUAUUGCAGAUCCUUGAAGGCAGGAAAAAAAGACUUGCUGGAGUUUGCAUCAGUCCUGAGCGAGUCAUGCAGUAUAGAGAAGGCUAUGCCGUCCAUUUGUUCUUGAGACUGUUGGCUGCCUCUCCUGCAGUGCUGGCAUCUUUAUUUCUUGGAGAAGGACGGGUGUACUCAAGCUUUUAUGUUAAUUGCAUAAAGAUGAGCUUUAUUCUUCUUCUGACUUGAUGUUUUAUUUUGUAAACUGAGAAAUAAUGCCUUUCCAUUUUUUCUGUUCAUUCCUGAAGUGGAAAUCUGAGGUGUCUGUAAUGUAACUUUAGCUUUCUGGAAGACUGAUAGCAAAGAGGACAAUAGGAAAUAUAUGUAUACUCAUACUGGUUUUGUUCCAUCAAGCUCAUCUUUGAAUGAUAAACAUUUCAAACAUCUGUUCUAGUGUACAAAUACUAUAGUUCUGUUAUAAAGUAAACAGUCUUAAAAUAAGCAAUGUUGAUCACAAUUUCAAUAUUCUAGCCUUGCCUAGUGCGAAUAUAUUUUACUGAGAGACUAUGUAUAAAUACCCAGAAGUGGUGAUGAUGAUCAUUGUUGUAAAGAAUUUAUUCUCAUAAAUGAGAAACUGGAUACAAUGUUGAAAUUGCUAUUUUUCACAAUAAAAUCUCAAAUUGCUUGAAUGUUUAUUAA